Strongylocentrotus purpuratus (purple sea urchin) is the source of this 2310-nucleotide messenger RNA. RefSeq names its product hyphal wall protein 1-like. Bases 133 to 1521 code for a protein of 462 amino acids. The transcript is spliced from 10 exons. Lineage: Eukaryota; Metazoa; Echinodermata; Echinoidea; Camarodonta; Strongylocentrotidae. The record is from RefSeq and is a predicted model, not a curated record.
CUCUAUUUCAAAUAAAACUUGAAUAAAUAAAUAAAUACAAAUAAAUACAUCACUUUUCGUAAGAGUGAGAAAACGGUUUUACUUUAACAGUGCUAAAUCCCUUCAUUUUUUUUCUUUUUGACUAUACAAUAGAUGCAGAGACAUAAAUCCGCUGUUACCCUGAGAGACACGUUCCUACUUCUCUGCACUUCAUUCGUCAUUGCUCACGCGCGGGGGUCUACAAACAUGGCCGAUGAAGUGUUGCAUACGGAGGAUAAUCAUUGCCAGCCGAUUCUUGUCAAUGGUAAAUUGAUGCCUAUAGUGCCAGAAUACAUGCCCUCGUUUCCCGUCGCCUUGAAGGGUAUUAAACACCAUUUCGUUUGCAAGUUAGCUGAAUCAACUACUACACAACAUGCCACAACGAAGUACACAACGGAAUCCACCACGUCACAUCCUACCACUACUACUCAAUCAACUUCUACACAAGACACAACAGCGAUGUCUUCGACGGAAGCCACCACCACACACCCUACUACAACGCCUCAAUCAACUACAACACAAGAUACCACAACGAUGUCUACGACGGAAUCCACCACCUCACACCCUACAACAACUACUCAAACAACUACUACACAAGACACCACAUCGAUGUCUACGACGGACUCAACUACCUCACGUCCUACCACAACUACUCAAUCGACUGCAAAGAUCUUUGUGAUAGACCUAGAAACCGAGUACAAGAUCUUUGUUGCAGAUCUACAAGAUGACCUAAACUUCACUUCCAUUCCAUCCACUAAAGAACCGCGUCAUAUUACCUAUGACUCCGUGGAGAAGAAGAUCUACUGGAAUAACUUUGAUGAACAACGAGUUUAUCGUGCUGAUGCGGAUGGUGGAAACAGAGAGGAAGUCACUUCUGAAAGCGAUAAAGUGAUCCGAGGAAUUGCGAUAGCUGAAUCAUCACGCAUUCUGUACAUCGCCUACAGAGAGUCACAGGAAAUAACAACUGUGGAUAUUGGACAAGGAAGCGCGUUUCCAGGGAGUGAGACAAACUUUGUAACCACGUAUAACGAUUUCCCUAGGAUUUUGGAGGUGGAUGAGGAACAGGGAUUCUUGUAUUGGUCAAUGAAAAACCAUAUCCAGCGCAAAUCUCUCAAUGGAUCUGGAAGCACGGAGACCGUGUACAAUAACGACAAUCUAUUCGCAAUCACCGGAUUAAGCAUUGAUCUCAGCCGAAAUCCACGACGCAUAUUUUUCUGUGACUUUGCGAAGCAAAGAACCUUCUACAAGGACGUAAACCAAACUCUCACAAUGGCUCACGAGCUCACAGACUACAUGAAUGACCCUGACAUCAAUAACGAUGAAGAGCGAACAUACCGAUAUUUAAGGUACUUCAAUGGCUCCCUCUACUGGACGAAGGAAGGCAGUCACAAAGGCAUCGCUGUAAUGACUAACUACGAUCAAAGCAGCCGAUCAUUCAACAUCAAAGAAACCAAUGAGAUUAGCACACCCUUACGAUUUAUCAUUACUAUUGUAGAUCCAUGAUCGAUAUUUGAUAGAACAGAGCCCGGGGUAUAUUGUUUAUUUGAUUUAGCGCAGUCAACAAUUUCAUGUCAGAUAUGACAUGGGAAAUCGCCGAAAAAAACGCCUGUUUUUUGUUUUUAUGGAGAUUUAAUUAUUUUGGGAGUGAGUUUAUUUAAUGUAAAUGAAUGACAACAAAGGUCAUAUGCGUAUUCACUGAACUCUGUGUUGACAGAUACAGAAAUAUGAAGCGCGUAACACUUCAUCAUUACGUAAUCGUAAAAAUAAAAACACUGCCGAAUUUUGUCCACGUCAUAUCUGAACGAGGCUUUAAGAGACAAAAUCUCCCACUCUCCACCACUUUGGAUAUACCGGCCCAGCCCCGAUGAAGCUACAAUUAUGUCAAAGUGUACUCAUCUUAAAGGGAGAAUGCUUGAAAGUCUCAUAUCGACUUUAAUAUUGUAGCAUAUUUUCUAGAAUGUAGGCUAGUGCUGAAGUUAUCGGGGUUGUUUUAGAGGAACGAUCAAAAGUUCUUUCUUGUUCAUGCUAUAUGUCUUGCUGAGGUGUUGCUUUUAAUUGAUAUGCUCCUUUUAUAAUUAUUCUGUUUUGCUUUUCAAAACGAAAUUAAUGGAACCAUGUAAACCAAGAGAUAUGAACCGUAAUUUUCAGACAUUGCUAGUAACAAGUCUGUAUGCAUUGUAUAAACUCCUUGAAGUGAUAGGUUAUUAUGAAUUGAAUUGAAUUGGUUUGGUUUAUUAAGAAAUCACAUCAAACAAGCAGCUCGCAGGCUGAAAAUGUUCUAUUCACAAACAA